This is a messenger RNA of Drosophila subpulchrella, 1109 nucleotides long. RefSeq names its product circumsporozoite protein. The transcript is spliced from 5 exons. The record is from RefSeq and is a predicted model, not a curated record. NCBI's taxonomy places the organism in Eukaryota, Metazoa, Arthropoda, Insecta, Diptera, Drosophilidae. The coding region runs from base 31 to 1056 and encodes 341 amino acids.
ACGCUAAUAUCUUUAGUUCGAUAUUCAAUUAUGAAAAUUAUAGUAGUCAGUCUUUUGUUGGUAAUUUCCCUAGUGGGAAAACACCAGAUCAACGCUAAAAGUGUGCUGAAUAGUACCUUGGGCAACGACAUUGGUAAAGAUUCCUCCGACUUGGGUGAUCAAUUGGGUCAAGAGAUCAUUCAAUUUGGUCAAGCAGGCGCCCAAAGCAUCUUAAAUUAUGGAAAAGCAGCGGAAAAUGCAUCAUCAAGUUGGCAACUUGGAAUGGAUGGCAAUAUUCUUGGUCACGAAUUGGGAGAAGAGGGCACUUUACUAGGACAAGAGGCUUCCAACAGUGCCAUUAACUUUGGACACCUAGUCGCCCAGGAAGCGGCAGCCAGUGCAGAAAGUAAAACUCAAUCUGCCAGCCAAACAACUAAGAAAUCUGUCUCCAAGAGGGAAACCGUCAGUGACACUGAAAAUCCUGCGGUUACCUGUGCUUGUACUUGCUACAAUGAUGGAGUUGUUGACAAAGCCGCUGAAAAGGCUGCAGUAUCGGCCGCAAAUGCUGCACAUAAUGUGGCCAGCGCUGCUGGAAGUGUGGCCUCGAGUGUGGCUGGUGCCGCUGGAACUGUUGCUCACGACGCUGCCGGCGCGGCCUCGAGUGUGGCUGGAAGUGCAGCGAAUGCUGCUGGAAAUGUUGCAAGUGCAGCGGGAAGCGUAGCUGGAAAUGUUGCAAGUGCAGCGGGAAGCGUAGCUGGAAGUGCAGCAAAUGCCGCUGGAACUAUUGCUCACGAUGCUGCCGGUGCGGCCUCGAGUGUCGCAAAUGCUGCUGGAAGUGUGGCUGGAAGUGCGGCAAAUGCUGCUGGAAGUGUGGCUGGAAGUGCUGCAAAUGCCGCUGGAAAUGUUGCUGGAGACGUUGCAAAUGCAGCUGGAAAUGUUGCUGGAAGCGCAGCAAAUGCUGCUGCAAAUGUUGCCGGUGAUGUUGCAAGUGCGGCUGGAAAUGUUGCUGGAGAUGUUGCAAAUGCAGCUGGAAAUAUUGCACAUGAUGCGGGGAGCAUUUUUCACUCCAUAUUUUAGAGUACUCCUCUAUAAUUUUACUCAUUUAGCCCAAUAAAUGAACGAGCAAUUAA